AUGCUUUGGAUUCUAAAUUUCCCACCUGAAGUCGUUCAGAUUAUAUUUGAUGCUAUACCUCUCUUGUAUCUACAUGAAUAUAUCCACAUAGAUCAAAUUGACAAGUAUGCAUUCAAUUCAUUCUACGCCAGUAUCGUGAUUGGUGAUUACGCAAGUGAAUAUGACAGUUCCAUACAGGAGCCUAAGGCUCUACUUGGUGAGACAGAUGUGUUUGCAAGAACAUAUUGUUACAAGAAAAUCUAUGGCAAAUUAGAAGCUCCUGGAUUUCCAGCACAUUCCCGUAGAGACUGGAGAGCCCCAGCGGUGUAUUUUUUAGAUUUGGAAGAGUUUAUUGAGUUCAGUGGGGCAAAUACAGCCUUUUAUCCAUCAACACUUGUAUUUAAUAGACCUAGAGAUUUGCUAAGGUUUCGUUUAAUUGGUUCUCACAUACUUUCCAAAGUACGAAGGAUCCAUUUAUAUACAGAAUUGGAUGCUAGAGACGGGGCAAAAUAUGUCAAAGAAUUCACAGACUGUGACAACGUCGUAGCAGAAGCAAUUCCCAAUUUAGAGUACAGUUAUAUCUUAAGAGAAGUUCAUCCAUUAGGUGUGUUGUUUCCAAACUCUAUGUACUAUGUUCGACUUGGGGGAUGUCGAAUACGGAAUUUUGAAACUGCAUUUGAAGGACUUUCCAUUACACAUCUUAUACUUGAGAUGGAAAUAAGAGUUGAUGAUUUAUCAUUUCUCCCUAGAAACGUAAAAUAUUUAACAUUGAGCGGAUUAUUGAGUCUGAUAAAGGAUACAUUGGUCAUAAGGUUCCCUCCUCUUUUGAUUCAGUUAAUUGUCAGUGGCUUUAGAGGCUCUACCUGCAAACACAUUGAUCUACUGGCUUUGACUAAGCUUCGUUAUCUCCAAAUUUCUCCGUUGCAAAUCAGGGCCAUUUCGGAUUUAGAACUACCAAAUUCAAUUGAGAUCUUAAAACUAGGGGCACCCCACUUGGAAAACUUGGAAGGCAUUGAAAGAUAUACGAAUUUACAUAGCAUAUAUUUUCAAUCAGAUUUCGACAUAUUUAUUAAUUUACCCUUGAGUAUUCGAUCGCGAGAAAAGGAACUGCUUGAUUUGUGGGAGGAUCGAACUUUCUUGUGUGACCAAUAUUACGUGGCGGGGGCUCUUGGUUUGACUCGCUUUUCAAAAGAACGAAUUAACAAACUUCAGAUCAGCUGUGAAUAUGACAGCACCGAACUUCAGAAUUGGCGGUCUUUAUACAUUGCUGGUUAUUCUAAUUUGAAAAUUUUGGAUCUCUCUGCCACACCUUUGUCACUGAUUACUUGUUGGAUAUUUCCAGAAACUUUGAAUGUGUUGAACGUUAAUUCAUGUCAUAUUCUGAAAUUCCAGAACCAUAAUAUAGCCUAUCUAACAAAAUUACGGAGAUUGGAAUUAUCCGACAACGAGUUAAGUAGCAUAGACGCUCUUAUGGAAGCCCUUCCUUCGAGUUUGAAAGAGCUUGACUUGCUGCAUAACAGGAUCACUAAGUUUCAGGGCUCUUAUUUAUCAUUAAUAUCUCUUAAUCUAUCACACAAUCCGUUUCGUAUGAUAACUGACCACCAGAAUCUCAAGGUGUCAGACUGCUGUGAAAUAUUGAAUUUGGACUCUACGCUGAUCAAAGAAUUCGGGGAAUCAUUCCUCUUUCCAAAGAAUUUGAAAGAAUUAUCCCUUGACAAGAAUAAUUUAAAGUCAAUAAGCAAUGAUAACUUUUUCGCCAAACUUCCGGAAGGCUUGCUUUAUCUUGUUUUAGGAUUUCAUGAACAGCCUACCGAGACCCUGCCCAACUGGAAUUUCCCAAAAAGUUUACGCCAGUUACGUUUAACAAAUGCUCCUCCGAUGUUGCCACUAAAUGACCUUCCAUGCUUGGAAGAAUUGGAAAUGAACGACUCAGUGAUUUCAUUAGACUUCCUCCCAGCAAGCUUGAAGAAUAUUAGCUUAAUGGCACAUAAUUGGACUGGAUCGUUAGCCCACUUGGUUAAUUUAGAGAUGGUUUUGUUGACUCCGCGGAGGUGUAAAAUUGAGAAGCGGCUUCCAGUGGCAAAAGAGAUGCUUCUUCCAGAAUCAGUUAAGUACAUUAGAGUGAUGGAUGGCGAUAUUUCUCUGAGGAUUGAUUUUAGAAGAUGCAAAAACUUGCGCUUUCUCGACCUAUGUGAGUGUUCACUUGAUAAAUUUACGGAGUGUAUGCUAGAAUUGUUUGAGAACAAUCCUCUAAUUCGCAUUCAUUUGGGAGGACUUCUGUCCUUUCUGCAAAACAGUACGCUUGACAAUUUCCGAGAGUUGGGGUCAUUGGUAUACGAUGAUUAUGUUCCUUCGAAUAAUUUUAUAUAG
Messenger RNA from Hemisphaericaspora subhashii, 2349 nucleotides. RefSeq names its product leucine-rich repeat domain-containing protein. NCBI's taxonomy places the organism in Eukaryota, Fungi, Ascomycota, Pichiomycetes, Serinales, Debaryomycetaceae. The coding region runs from base 1 to 2349 and encodes 782 amino acids. Gene Ontology annotation, molecular function: protein binding. The record is from RefSeq and is a predicted model, not a curated record. The transcript has a single exon.